AACUUGUGGCACGUGGUCUCGUGCUUCAUCACCAUUGGCCAAGCAGAGACGAAUCCAUCGCUUUGGUAUAUCUAUUUCUGACGAGAUGGAGAAACUUCUAAACAUUCUUCUUCAAAGAAACGAUAAGUCCAUCCCAUGGGGGUUUCGUUUGGAAGGGGGAGCUGACAAGAAGAGUCUUUUGACGAUAUCACAGGUUACUCCUGGUACUAUUAGUAGUCAAUACUUAAAUUCUGGAGACGUUCUUCUGAAGAUUAGCGACCGAAACGCCACCAACAUGACUGUAGCCGAAGCAGAGGACUUUAUUACUCAAAGUCAAAAUCGCGUCGAUCUUUUGAUUAGAAAAAAAGCUGUAGGCCACAGUAGUCCAGCAGUCUGGAGUCCUGCUACAAAUUGCAACAGCCCUGGACCCAAUCCUUUCUUUUCUGGGAUUAAUGGUUCUCAUAUAUCAAAUAACAGUCCGGUAGUCAAGCAUGUACCUUCAACACCAGGAUCAUCAGGCCCUUACUGGGCAGCUAGGACAACAGCAGCGUCUACUCCUUCUGGCCCAUAUUGGGCAGUUCGAACCCCUAGCACACCCAGUAGUGCAGGUUCACAGUGGGGCGUGCAAACAAGUAAUUCUACCAGAAACGGCUUUCCACGAUGGCCUGGCCAGGAAAUAAAUGCAACGAGGAACGAAAAUUCACACCAGAAUGUUAAUUCAUCAAAUUCAAUCGAAAUACCAGAAGGGAGUACACAAUCACCUAAGGAAGAUACAGAACAGAGGUAUUCCACGUGUACAAAUGUACAGUCUAAUAGCCAGGAUUAUUUCAGUAUACCUACCGAAACUCCAACUCGAAUGAGCCCUUUUCAAAAUUCUUUGUCAGACUCAAAUUCUUCAGCUCAGAAUGCUUUCCUAUCUAACUCAGUGUCAGAUCUUCCUACUCCACCAACGCCCAUUUUUACUCAACAUUGUGGAGCUGACGAUUUAAAAUUAACUAAAGAAAACACCCCACUCACUCUGCAAACUAAUAUUUCACCUCUCAUGAAUUCUGAGAAUGCAGCUGAAAUUAUAACACCGCCCACCCCACUCUCAGAACCACUGUGGGAAAAACACAUGGCUGUGACUCAACCCCAGAUAACCGAUACUAUACUUACAAGUGAAUACCAACAGGAUUCCGUUACUAAAGAGAAUAUUCCAGAAACCCCUUCUAUGGCUCCACCACCACCACCACCGCCCCCACCACCCCCUCCACCUCCUCCGGUAAAUGGUCCCACCUGGCGGGAACUACAAAAGAGGGAAAACAAACAAGAAAACACGGGUUACCAUCCAUUACAAAAUUGUGCAAAUACUCCUCAAGACGGUGCUGAUAAACCUUUCAGCUACUUACCUGGUCCUUUACAAGGUAGUUUAAAGAAGGAUAAAAAACCGUUUACCUACACCCCUGGUGGGAUUGACCUAUCCCAGAUCAAAUCUCCCCGAAUGGCCCGCCGACUUAUAGCCAAUCAACAGGAUCCGGGAGUUGGCGCAAAAUCGAAAAAUGAAAGCGAAACUCAGGCAGAUAACGAACCGAACGAGGAGUUAAAUGAAUCACAAAAUUACCCAUCUCAGCACCUUGUUCCCCCUCGGGCCAAGUUAAUGCAACCAGUUCUCCCUGUGUCAAACGGUCAUCAGCCAAUGCCACCAUCUGUAACAACAAAUCAGGAUGCUGUGGGAUUGAAACUGAACAAUAACAAGUCUGAAACUGCUCAGUUUUCUAAUCCUAAUCAAGGUAUCAUACGUAACCCAAAGCAACGACAACAGGCGGUAAUUGUCCCAUCAUACAACUCUCCUUUAAACCUCUACUCUCCAGAAAAUACUUUAAAUGCAUAUCAAGCUCAAACUGAUGAGGCAGCCAGACAAUUUGAAGGUUUGAGUCUUGGAAGUGAUCCUACGAGGCCAUACCAGCCACCAGGUCAUCAUCCUUGGCCUUCUCCAGAAAACAACCAAGUGUAUUGUCCCAGAACACAAACAGAUAACGCGUCAAGUUUUCCCCAGUCACGCUCCUUUCGGGUGCUUCAGAUGUUGACAAAUGAAGAGGAUGAAUGUCCUAAGGAAGAGGUGCCAAAGAAACACGAAGAAGAUGAAAUGAGGUUUUCUGGACUGAGGAAGAAUCCAAUACCGUCUCGAACUUUUCAAGCGGUUCAACGCAUGACAGGUCCUGAUGAUGGUUAUUAUGUUCCACCACCACCACCUACCGCCAACAUGAACAAUCGCCAAGAUGAAGAUGGCGACCAAACCGAUGAUGGUCCGAAUGAACCACGAUAUAAAGGAGGAUCUAUUCCAUCAUACGCCUUCCGGAUGUUGCAGGAAAUGACAGACGCUAGCGAAAACGGAGGCCCUCCUCCACCUUCAGCGUUGCAGAAACCAAAGAAAACAACGAAGGUUCAAAUGCAGAUAGGGGAACCUUACCAACCUCGCCUCCAACAGCAAUACCACCAGUCUUACCCUCAGCAACAAUACUAUCAAAAUCCUACUCAAAGAUACCCUCAACCAGCCUUUCAACAGCAAUACAACGAACCUGAAGUUCCAGCAUCGCAAUUACCAGAAGAACCAGAACCCAGAAUGUAUACUGGUAAGAAGAUACCGUCUCGCUCGUUCCGAAUGUUGCAGACGAUGACAGGAGAGAAUCCUUUACUAGAUGGAGAGGAUGGUACUGAUUUUUAAGGUUUGCAACCAACGUUAUUAUUAUUAAAGACGAGAAGGUGACGAAUAUAAUUGGUAAGUUCUUCACGAGAAGUGGAUCUCAAGGUCAGAAUCUUCAAUGUGCAACUGUUCAUUAUUUUAGUUCUAACACGUCACCAGAAUCGUAGAAGGAGGAGGAUUUGGGACAAAUGAUUGUGUAUUUAAUCUUGGUGUUUUCUUGUCAACAUCUGUCUGAUUGAAAAAAAAAAAAAAACUGAAAUGUUAAGACCUAAACUAAGUCGAAUAGAGUUUACAAACUUUUAUAUUUCUGUAUUCUCUUCGUGUUUUGUUGCAGCUAGCCUGCGACUGUUUAGAUAAAUUCAUGAAAAAUACUACUUACUGAACUAAUGUUGCUCCUAAGUAGAGGUAAGUUGCAUAAAUGUAGAGAAGUAUUAAUUUAAUGCUUUUGGCCGAAUAAGUGACUAUAGAUAUUAAUUUUGCUUUGUCAGAUGCAUAUUUACCAGGUACUUAGGUAAAGUAUUGUUAUAGUUAAUGAAAAGUUACUUGUUAAGUUUCUUUCAGUAUUGAUGUAAUGUUAUUCAUAGCAUCGUUUUAGGUUUGACUUAAUUUGGGAUAUUAUGGAAAACAACACGUAUGUCUCAAAAAUCUGCACUUUGUCGGAUAGGAUUUUUCCCCAAUUAUAGGGAAAAUUUCUAAACAAGAAGAAAUAUGUAUUCCAAAAGUAAAUAAUAAAAAAAUAACCCCAACUAACGUUUCUAGUUUUUGUGAUGCUAUUACUCACAAAAAUUUUGAAACUAUUUAUAGGUAAUUGAUUAAGAACAGUUUAAAGGAUAUAAAAUGUAAAUGUAUAUAUAUACGUACUAAUAGAAACAAUAGAAAAUAAGCUUCAGUUCUUAAGAUAACAGCUAAUUUAAUUAUUCCAAUUAGUAAAUUCCGUAUUGACAAAAUUUUCACACUAUAAGUAUUUUAUGUGGUAGGUUCUGUGUAAUGACAGAUUUUAAUAUCACUUUUGAAACUUUAGUUUUUUUGGAAUUUAUUAUUUUAUCAUCUGUAAUUAGUAUGGUAGCCCGAACAACGUAGGCUAGGAAACAUCGUUUUCGAGUUAACAGCUAUUUGUGUUUUCUUACUAAGAUUAGAGUGCGUUUUUUGUACUAACUAUUCUGUGUUUUUGUUUACCAUUGUAAAUGCUUGAAUAUAUAUAUAUUUCACGGUCGCAGAAACGUGUUUAAGUGAUCUGGACUUAGUUAUGCUUGUUUAAAAAUGUGUAGGUCAUUAAAUAACAUAAAGUAUGCAUUUCUGACAAAUAUAGAAUGUUGAUGUUACAAAAAAAAAUGGAAAUGCAUAUCACGAGAAUUCUUAAGUUGUCAAGUAAAACGAUUGGUGAAAUAAAGCGUAAUUUUCGUUCAUGAACAAUUUAUAAUGAUGAUAAGGAAUUAAAUCUUACUUAUAGCUGAAAUAUAUCUUGACAGUGAAGGAAGUGUUUUUAAUGUACGUUUUUGUAGUUAUUGUAAGAGUACUGUAAGUUAAGUAAUUAGUAAAGGAACGUCUUUCAAUAAUUUUAAUGUAAAUUGUCUACUAUAAUUAUUCGACAGAUUAAAAUGCAAGUUCUUAACUGCUUUUGAAACUGUAAGAAAAAAAAAUCAAAUUCAGUUAAUUAGUUUCAUGGUUGCUUUAUCUCUUAAUCUAUCUAUCUAGUUCUAAAGCUUAAAGAAUUAACUUGUACUAAUUGUGAUAUUAUAUGUAAAGCUUUUUUUGUGUCCAGGCUAGGUUGAUGAAAUACAUUUCUGUACUUUGUAUUGAUGCAAAUAAAACUUGCUUGUUGAUUGUGUUA
Limulus polyphemus (Atlantic horseshoe crab) is the source of this 4493-nucleotide messenger RNA. RefSeq names its product LIM domain-binding protein 3-like. The coding region runs from base 86 to 2683 and encodes 865 amino acids. The transcript is spliced from 10 exons. Gene Ontology annotation, biological process: muscle structure development; actin cytoskeleton organization. Lineage: Eukaryota; Metazoa; Arthropoda; Merostomata; Xiphosura; Limulidae. The record is from RefSeq and is a predicted model, not a curated record. Gene Ontology annotation, molecular function: actin binding; muscle alpha-actinin binding. Gene Ontology annotation, cellular component: filamentous actin; adherens junction; stress fiber.